Molecule: messenger RNA, 408 nt
Organism: Ascochyta rabiei
Lineage: Eukaryota; Fungi; Ascomycota; Dothideomycetes; Pleosporales; Didymellaceae
Exons: 1
Coding region: 1-408 (135 amino acids)
Source: RefSeq, a predicted model, not a curated record
AUGCGCUGCUGGUGGCUCUGCUUCCUUGCCUACGCCUCAAUCAUCGCCCUCGCCAAACUAUCUCUUGGCUUCUUCUUCCUGCGCCUCACGUCCAUCAUAACACUACACCGCCUCAUCACCAUUGUCACCACCGCAUCCGCAGUCCUCAUAGGCAUCACCUACUUCAUCCUCUCGCUCUUCCAGUGCGACCCCAUUGACUUCUUCUGGACCAGGCUGCAGGGCGCGCAGGGGAAGUGCAUCAGCAUGGACGUCAUAAUCGGAAUGAUGUAUCUAUAUGGCGCCAUCGCAGCCACCACGGACGUUGCGUUCGGCGUACUGCUCAGCGUGCUAGUAUGGAAGCUGAACGUCGAGCGCAAGACCAAGUUGCUGAUCGCGCCGCUGCUGGGGUUGGCGUGUGUUGCCAGCUAA